AUGACUUUCAAGUUAAUUAUCUUCUUCUUAAUCUUGGGUUAUACAUUUGGAUACAGAAUUACUGGUGAAGUGUGUCCACUUCCAUCAAGUUUGAAGACAAAUUAUGAUUUCAACUGGAAAUCAAAAACAAAUGAAUGGUCGAAUACACAGACUAAAGCAAGCUAUAUAAUGCUUGCAUUAUCAUGGAGUCCAACAUAUUGUGCAUCACUAACUCAAGCGGCACGUGAUAAAAAAUUUCAAUGUCAUCCAAGUAAUUCAUUCGGUUUGAUUGUUCAUGGUUUAUGGCCUCAAGCAUCGAACGCUGGAAAUGUUCGAGCUCAUCCACGAAAUUGUCGUGAUGAACCUCAAUUGAAUGCAACAUUUGUUAAAAGAUAUUUCUGUAUUAUGCCUGAUGAAGAUCUCGUUCAAGGAGAAUGGGAGAAACAUGGUACUUGCCACUAUUCAGAAGCAGUUGAUUAUUACACAGUGACGGAAGAACUUUUCAAAAGUCUUAAACUACCAGAACACAAUCUAUUAAAUACAGCAUCAGCCACAGCAAUCAAAAAUGAAUUUCUUACACUCAACGCACCGGCACUAUUUGCAUCGGCAAUUCGAGUCGAUAUGGAUUCAAAAGGUCGUUUCAAAGAAGUCAAAAUAUGCUAUGAUUUACAAUAUCAAUUUGCCGCCUGCACAUGA
Rotaria sp. Silwood1 is the source of this 675-nucleotide messenger RNA. The record is from the annotation of a GenBank genome assembly. NCBI's taxonomy places the organism in Eukaryota, Metazoa, Rotifera, Eurotatoria, Philodinida, Philodinidae.